Dacryopinax primogenitus is the source of this 1011-nucleotide messenger RNA. RefSeq lists its product as uncharacterized. The transcript has 3 exons. The record is from RefSeq and is a predicted model, not a curated record. Lineage: Eukaryota; Fungi; Basidiomycota; Dacrymycetes; Dacrymycetales; Dacrymycetaceae. The coding region runs from base 489 to 905 and encodes 138 amino acids.
AAGUAGAAGGCACCGUAAUGAAGGACUUGGAUGAGGAUUACUUGUGUGGUGGAGGAAACAGUAUGCAAGCGGCUGCCAUAGGCAGGGAGGAUGUUGUACAGGACCAGGCUGAGGAGAAUGACUGCAUGAACGAUUGGAGCACUGCGCAUCUCCGGAUAAGGUCUCGAACAUACCCAGGAGCGAGGUGCUCACGUCGCAAUUGCCAAGAUCAUAUCAUCAAGACUCGGUCUCUGCAUGCCAUUGCUCAGCGUGGUGAUAACGCAUCCAAGAUUCUCGGCGUAUUGCGUCGAUCCCGGCUGCUUAUAAGGUGGGUGGCUCAGGAAGUAGCACAACAGUCCGAGCUCGACAGAGUACGUGACGGCAUACCCGAUUUUGAGCGUGAGACAGACUGGGAGGAAUUUGGGUGAGAAGUGCGAAGGGAGAGAGAACUGUGGGAGGAGGGAGACGGACCGAUAACUUUAUCACGGAGCAACGCGAGGACGCGCAGGAUGAGAAGCGCGUCUCCCAUGCCGGCCAGGACGAGCAACCAACUGCAGGGAAUCGAGACAUAUCAUAGUCGGCGCAACUACGAAACGCCUCUCAGAAAGCGGGCUAUAAAUUGGACCAUGCGACCUACAACUACAAUCAAAGUCAUCAAUUGCGUCCUCGAGCCAAACCGAUGCUUACCUGGGCAGAGUGCGGUCGAACCGAAACUGCCAUGCGGACUCGUCAACAUGUUGAGGACGAAGAACAAUGGGCCACAUACUAACGCAUGCGAGACUGUCCGGUGGAGGAAUGAGCAUGCAGCUCGUCUGUUCACAUCCAAACCUACAUGGCUGCCGCAAGUCCGAAAUAUCGAAGCCAGACAUACAAUAAUUUUGGUAUGGUCCAUUUCGUACUGGAGAAGCAUGGACGGUCAAACUUGAAACUGGAACAACGUGGCUUACAGCCAGAUAUAGGUUAUCUGGAGGAGAUUGAGAAAUCGAACACGACCGAGUUCAUUAACGUACUUCAUCAUUAAUAGUCAAAACA